AUGGCUGGUCUGGCAAGGCUACGUCGGUUCGAUUUGUCCACGCCAAUGAGAAACGUCAAAUUAAACGCCAUGGAAGAAGCAAAGGUUAGCCAGUCUUCCUCCACCGCAGCCACCACCGCCGCCGCCGCCGUUGCAGACGGGGACGCGAUCGCUCCCACGUUUUCCGGCGCUUCCGGUGCCGUGAUCCCCGCGGUUGAAGCCGCCGGGGCUAGUUCCUUCGCAGCAGUUUCGCCGUUGAGUCCUGGCUCGCAUGAUCGCCAGAGCGGCUCGAUUAGCGACGGUACUGCGGCUGCUGCUGCGACUGCGCUAUUGUUUCGGUCGCGGAAACCGUCGCUGCUGCGACCCAAUGCGACGAAUCGGCUGGAAUGCGCGAGCGACUCGUCGCCAGUCUUCGCGCAGAAUGUCGGUGUAGGAGCGAAACGGGGCGCCCGUGUCACCACGCAGACCGCGGGGGCGAUUUCCAGCGUCCUCCGCCUGGCGCCUUCCGCCGACGCCACGCGCGGAGGAAAAGGGGACGACAGCGGGCGGAGCGGAGAAGCGCAGAGGCGCAAAAGCGGGCAGGCGGAGCAGCGGCGGGGGGAGGGGGUAUCCCGGGCGGAAGAUGAGGGGAGUUUGACUGACGAGGAGGAGGAGGAGGGGCAUCGGCGGAGGGUGCGUCUGGGGAAGGAGCGGCGGUUGGGGCAGCCGUGGAACUUGGGGAUUUCCCCCGCCGGCCAGCGCGCGUUCCGCCGGCUGCUGCUCGGCGCGGACGGGGAGCGGGGGAAAGCGGAACGGGUGCUCGGCGCAUCUGCGGGAGCGGAGGCGGAGAGGCAGCAGGGGAGGGCAGGGAACUUCGGGAGAGUGGAUCGGUGGUCGCGACGUGCGCAGGGGCGGGCGGGCGAUGGGCGCGCGGAUGGUCUGGAAUGCGGAAAGGACGGGGAAGAGCUGGGGAAAGGGGAAGGGGAUUUUUCGGGGGAGAUAUCGGCGAGUGAUAUUAUGGCGAUACUCAAGGGGUUGGGGAACAAGGGGCGGUGGCGGGAUGCGGUUGCGGUGUUUCACUGGGCGCGCGGGUGCGGAAAGAUCGGCGGAAGCUGCGCGGAGGGGGAAGAGGCUUGGCGGGAGCGCGGGAAUCCGAUGGUGUCGCUGGUGCUGCGCAUACUGAGCCGAUGCGACCGCCCGAAUGAGGCGGACGAUUUGUUCCGCGCGCUACUGGCGGACGGGUGCGCGCUCGACGUGUACGCAUACACCGCCAUGAUGAGCGCGCUCUCGCGCGCGGGGCGCUUCAACGACGCGAUCGCGCUCUUCCACUCGAUGCGCGCCGAUGCGGGCGUGGCGCCCUCUAUAGUCACAUUCAACGUGGUCCUCGCCGCGUACGCGCGCAAGCGCGGGUGCUUUCACCACAUGGCGUCGCUUCUGCAGGAGAUCCGGACCGUUGGAUUGACUCCGGAUGAGUAUACGUAUAACACGAUGAUCUCGGCGUGUGCUGAUGCGAUUGCGAAUGAGGAUUUCGGGGAUGUGCCUUGGCUGAAACCGACACGUGUCACGUACAACGCGCUGCUGGACGUGUACGGGAAGGCAGGCCACGUGGCACUCGCCCAUUCGGUGCUGGAGUCCAUGCUGGAGGCGGGCGUGCGGCCGAAUCUGGUGACUUAUAACGAGAUGAUCAGCGCGUGCGCGCGCAAGGGGCUGUGGCGGGAGGCGCGCGGGAUUGUGGAGUCCAUGCUGCGCGGAGGGGAGGCUGAGGGGGAGGGGGAGGGGAAGGGGGAAGGGGAGGCGGAGGGCAAGACGUACGGGAAGGGCGGGCAGGUUGAAAAAGUGCGGGAAACUUACGAGAUUAUGCAGCAGCAGGGCUGUUUCCCAAACCUUUUCACCUUCAACAUUCUCCUGGACAUUUACGGGAAAAACAAGCUCUUUGCUGACGUGGCAUGGGUCAUGGAUGAGCUGGCAGCGAGCGGGAUCAAGCCCGACGUGGUGACGUGGAACACCCUGAUUCGCUGCUACGGCCAGGCGCAGAUGCUGCCGAAAGUCGAAGCUACAGUAGAGGCGAUGCGGCGAUCCGGCUGCCGCCCGAAUCGGCGCACCUACAACGGUCUGAUUGACGCGUUUGGACGGUGUGGAUCUGCCGCUGACGCAGCAGCGGUCUUCGAAGCGAUGAAGUGUGCCGGGCACACGCCAAACACAGCCACCUAUAUCGCCCUUCUUGCCGCCCAGUCCCGAGAAGGCCUGUGGGAAGAAGCCGAAAACACCAUUGAGACAAUGAGACGAACCGGUUACGCUCCCGACGCCCUCGCUUACUCUUGUCUUAUUCACGCUUACGCUACAGCCGGGGAUGCGAGCCGGCUUCUAGACGCGGUUUCCCGGCUGGAAGCUACCGGGAAGAUUCCCAGGUCUACCUCCCCCAGGUGCCCCUGGGAGGUGCACAAGUCGCUGGUUUUGGCGUUUUGCAAGUGUGGGUGUGUGGGGGAGGCGGAGGAGGCUUUAGAGAGGAUGAGGGGGAUGGGGCAUGUUCCCGAUCUGGUGGUGUGGAAUGCGGUGCUGGGGAUGUAUGGGCGGUUGGGGAGGGUGGAGAGGGCGGAGAGAGUGAGGGGGGAGAUGAGGAGGGAGGGAUUGGGAGGGGAUGUGGUGACUCAUAAUGUGAUGAUGAGUGUGUAUGGGCGGGAGGGCAUGAGUGAGAGUGUGGAGAGGGAAUUUGAAGGCAUGAAGACCAGGGGUGUUGCGCCCGAUGCUGUCUCAUACUCCUCGGUGGUUCUCACCCUCUGCAAGGUGGGAAGAGUGGAGGCAGCGACUCGCUACGUGGCAGAGUGUGAAGCAGCUGCUCUCGCCCUCUCCCCUGCUGCGCUCAACGCCUUUGCAUCGGGCUGCAUUUCUGCUGGGCGCCCCACUGAUGCCGUCAGGGCAAUGGAAGCAGCAGAGAGACGGGCGGGCAGGUGA
Molecule: messenger RNA, 2910 nt
Organism: Closterium sp. Naga37s-1
Lineage: Eukaryota; Viridiplantae; Streptophyta; Zygnematophyceae; Desmidiales; Closteriaceae
Source: the annotation of a GenBank genome assembly